AUGAAUGUGUUGCUGGUUCUUCUGCCAGUUUUACUUGCAAUCCCUAUUAUUGCUGGAAAAGUUGGAAUUGCUGCAAAUACACCAGCUCUUCCAAAUUCCAUUGCCAGCCGCGAGGACCUAGUUACAUUGUCAAAAUACUACGUCAGCAUACACCAGCCAUAUAAUGUGAAGAAAUAUGUGCCGUAUAGACCAUCAAACAAGACAAAUAUACUGCAGAUUCCGUCAGCAUUAUUAUUACCGACAGUGCCAAUGCGUACAACUCCAACUCCCAACAAUGAUUUCGAUUGGGUGACAGCUGAAGCUGAUAUCGCAGAGAAUAAUGAUAUACCAAAUUACUCUACAACUGAAACAUCCACGAGUACUACGGCAAUACCCGAGAUGUCCACUUCAUUGCUAUCUAUAAUUGGAACUACGCCAGGCGUCGAAGCAACCACACCUUAUUACUAUAUCAAUACUAUAGACGGAAGCACCGAAGAGAACUAUUUAAAUAGCUCGACGACAGAGCCAACGGCUGAAGCUGCAUUUACAACCAGUUCACUAGCACCUGAAUCUGAACCUGUAACCAGCCCUACAUCUUUCAUGGAAACAACCACACGAAGUGACUUUACUACAGAAUCAACAUCAACAAAGCCAGAAGCGGCCACCGAAGUGGAAAACAUAAAAAGUGCAUUUCAUCAGUUUACCACAGAAACAACGCCAACGAUUGAUGUCACCACCAAUAUAAACUGGGCGCUACCAACAACAUUGUCCCAGCCAGAAAGUCCUUCAACAACCGAAGUUCCCGUUUUUGCUACUCAAGAGACGUCAGCUGAAAUAGAAUUUACCACAAACAUUGCUAGUACUACAACGCAAUAUACACCCGAAUCAGCAAACACAACCGAUUUACCAGAUACUACAAAUUUAGCUAUAUCAACGACUGAAUCACUAUCAACAACAUACUUCCAGACUUCAACCGAAUCACCAGAUAUAACGACUUCUCUACCUAUAUUUAUAUCCUAUCAAACCGAGACCUCUAUCGAUACGCCAGACACAACCACAUUUACAACCACAGCCGAGUCGCCAUCAAGCACAUCUUUUCGGGUAGACACUACAACUGCUAAACCGGACACAACUACUACUCUCGCAGUUACAUCCACAACCGAAACACCUGAAAGUACCACAACUGAUAUACCCCCUACUCUGACAAACGCUUUUGCAGUUGAAAGUACUACUAGGGCUGUUAUUGAGGACACGACCACAGCAGAGACAGCUACAACUACCAUAAAAAAUGCUGUAUUUGUGGAUGAUAUAAUUAAACCUAAGCCGAGAAAGUUCACUUAUUCUUCAGAUGUGAUGCCCGAAACGGAUUGGGAAUAA
Molecule: messenger RNA, 1356 nt
Organism: Drosophila navojoa
Lineage: Eukaryota; Metazoa; Arthropoda; Insecta; Diptera; Drosophilidae
Source: RefSeq, a predicted model, not a curated record